AUGCCCUUUGAAAGCAAGAAAGCCGUGGCAUUCGUGGACGAUCUGAGGAAGUAUCUGCAAUGGCAGUCGACUGUCGAUGUUAUGGAGAACCCGCCGACGAGCUACCUGGGCGCUCCCGUGGAUCUAUGGGGAGGCCUGGAUUAUAUCCAACAACAGGCGCGCGCUGACGACUUUACCGGCCAGUACGAGUUCGACAAUGCCAUCAUGGAGCACUUCAACUCAGCCAACGAGGGCCAUCUCUCUGUCAUCCCUUGCUCCACAGGUAUCUUUUCCUUCCAGGUGGAUCAGCAACUCGUCUCCGUCUCGUCCGACGGCCUCGAGCUGCCUCAAGUCUAUACGAUGAAUGAUGCCCAGGUUCUUGAAGAGAAGCCCAACGCUGUCUCUCCCGUCGUAAAGAUCAACGGCGCCGACGUUAACAAACACUUGAAUGACGCGGCGGACAAAAGACGCUACCAGGAUGCCGAUGCUCGUUACAACGGGCUCUUUCAUUCCUUUGCUCGGUAUAACGGUAACCCCGAGGGCGGAUUCGCCACCAAUCAGGAUGGCUUGUGGCCUGGCGCGAAUGAGUUCAUCCUGGACCACGCCAACGGAACAACUACCAAAGCCAAGGUGAACGCUGUAGUUAAGGGCGAAUUCAACUACGCCGACGGCAAGGAGUUCUACGAGGCCGUGUGUUUGCCCCAGCAGUCGAGCAGCUCUGCCGCCGCGUCGCGGACCCCGACGUCUACGCCGACGUCUACGCCGACAUCCACGCCGAUAUCCACGCCGACAUCAACACCUAAGCCGAGCUCCACCUCUGCCGCCACCAAGCCGCCGACCAACUACCCCAAGGCUGCCGUCCGUGAUCACAACAACCUGCUGUCCGGCUACCUGCUGGACGAGCCCGAGCUGAAGGACGUCGCUGUGCUGAGCGUACCCACCUUCAGCAUCAGGGAGGUGGAAAAGGUGACGUCGACCUCCGGCGACCUCACCCUCAAGAAGUUCUACGGCCCGCACAACAUCCUCGGCACAAACAUGACCUCCCCCUCCUCCUUGGACCUCGACGCCCUCUCCACCAAAGCCAACCCAAUCCAAGGCUACGGCGGGAUCAAACUCGCGCACGACAAACCCCCCUUCGCCCCAGAGGACAUCCUCAUUCUCACAGACGGCGCCUGCAGCUCCGCAUGCCCCAUGUUCACCCAGAUGAUGCAAAACGAAGGCGUCAAGACGAUCGCCUUCGGCGGCCGCCCCCAGUACGGCCCCAUGCAGGCCAUGGGCGGCACGCGCGGCACCCAGGCCGCCAUACACCCCAUGAUCCAACAGGUGAUGAUCGCCGCGCUCCAGCACGCCAAAUUAAGCGUGGGUGUUCUCUCUGCCGACGAGAUCAAGGACCUGGAAGCCUUGACGCCCGCCAAGAUUAGCCCGCUCAACAUGCAGGAGAUGCGUCUCAACCUGCGCGACGGCUUCCACCGCAACGACAAGGACAGCGAGAUGCCGCUCCAGUUCGUCUACCAGCCUGCUCACUGCCGUCUGUUCUACACCAUUGAGAACGUCCUCCACCCCGCGACUACCUGGAGCGCUGCCGUCAAGGCCAUGUGGGGCGGGGGUGACUGCGUUGCUGGAUCGAGACACUAGCCUGGCUUCUGCCCCUACUAUUCUGGUUUACUCCCUUAUUGUUUAUAAUGUAUCUCCUUGACCCUUGCACAUACAUACCCCUGCACACGAGCUUUUAUGUAUUUCUUGAGUUUUAUUGAUUUUGUUUUGAU
This is a messenger RNA of Aspergillus campestris IBT 28561, 1745 nucleotides long. RefSeq lists its product as uncharacterized. Bases 1 to 1614 code for a protein of 537 amino acids. The record is from RefSeq and is a predicted model, not a curated record. NCBI's taxonomy places the organism in Eukaryota, Fungi, Ascomycota, Eurotiomycetes, Eurotiales, Aspergillaceae. The transcript has 4 exons.